AUGAUAAUUGAAUUGCCCCCGCAUGAUCUGCUGGGCCGACGGACUUCGGACUUCUCGCCUCUGACGCCAACGUGGGAACACAUCAUCCGCAUCCGCGAGCUGUCUUCGGUGCGCGAACACACCGGGAAAUCGAGCCUCAUCUUCCCAGGAGCAAAUUACUCAUGCAUGGCCACUGAAAUGAUGCUCCAGCUGGUGUUGUCCGAACCUGUCCAGUCGGAUCCCGUGGUCAGUUACCAGCUGGAGAUAAUCGAUAUCCAGCGUUCGCUAGUUCUGGAAGAGAAUGAAGAUAGUAUAGAGGCAUGGAUAUCCCUGCUCCCGUGA
This is a messenger RNA of Penicillium samsonianum, 321 nucleotides long. RefSeq lists its product as uncharacterized. The record is from RefSeq and is a predicted model, not a curated record. Bases 1 to 321 code for a protein of 106 amino acids. NCBI's taxonomy places the organism in Eukaryota, Fungi, Ascomycota, Eurotiomycetes, Eurotiales, Aspergillaceae. The transcript has a single exon.